Messenger RNA from Tripterygium wilfordii, 2066 nucleotides. Its product is annotated as phosphoglycerate mutase-like protein AT74H. Bases 558 to 1580 code for a protein of 340 amino acids. Gene Ontology annotation, molecular function: phosphatase activity. The record is from RefSeq and is a predicted model, not a curated record. The transcript is spliced from 5 exons. Lineage: Eukaryota; Viridiplantae; Streptophyta; Magnoliopsida; Celastrales; Celastraceae.
UAAUAUCAACUGUCCAAAAGACAAACUUUACUGAUGUCAUUUGCGAUUAAAAAAAAAUGACUGCCCUAAUUAAUUCAUAGAUGGCUUAUAGCAUUUUAUAUGGGGAUGACAGAGGCAUCCAAAAAUGGAACUUAAUUACCAUGUCACCUCACUCUUUGGGCUGCUUUCGGUGUAAGUUCCCAACUCUGGGCUUGGGCCUUGGCCCAUCUUCAAGUCCUGGAGACAACAAGCAGUGUUAGCUAGAAGCAUAUGCCCCGAACUACGCUUCAAUGACAAAGUCGCUCACGUCCUCUCUCAAUAUGCAUCACACAUAUCAUAUCAUUUGGAUGACAAUUACACCUCUAGGAGCUCUAGCUGCCAUGAAAAUUGAAAAACAGAUUAUAACGACCACUCGUUUGUGCACGGUCAGAGACACUAAUCACUGUCAUCGUCUCCUACCAAUCUCAAUUGCAAUUUGUCAAGUUUUUCUAAGUAUGUACUCGGGACAUUAGCAGCACUUGAAACAUGAGUCUUCCUCAAUUUAGCCUCCUCAGUUCAUCGCCACUCAAUCAGAAGAAAUGGCAAUUCCUUACUCAUCAACUACUCUGUUUACAGCAUCACAAUUCCAACUCUCACAGAAAUCACUGUCCCAUACCAAGUCCAUCACCAAGUGUUGUGAAAUCAGGGAACAAGUUUUAAAAUUCAAUAACAAUAAUGGGUUUUCUGAAACGAGUUUGCUGCAUCAUUCAGCUGCACUGAAGUCUCCGAGGCCGCGCAGGAUAAUCCUGGUUCGGCAUGGAGAAAGCGAAGGGAAUGUAGAUGAGAGUACCUACACAAGGGUUGCUGAUCCCAAGAUUGAACUGACAGAGAAAGGGAAGAUUGACGCAGAGCAAUGUGGAGAGACUAUUAGAGAACUAAUCAGUAAAGAUGGUGCCACUGACUGGAAGGUUUACUUCUAUGUUUCACCAUACAAAAGGACUCGUCAGACAUUGCAGCAUCUGGGUCGAGCAUUUGAGAGGUCAAGAAUUGCUGGUCUCAGAGAAGAACCUCGACUGAGAGAACAAGAUUUCGGGAAUUUUCAGGAUCGAGAGAAGAUGCGAGUUGAGAAAGCCAUUCGAAAUCGUUAUGGUCGAUUCUUCUACAGAUUUCCCAACGGUGAAUCUGCAGCAGAUGUUUAUGAUAGAAUCACAGGGUUCAGAGAAACACUGAAGUCAGACAUCGACGUUGGACGCUUUCAGCCUCCAGGAGAAAGAAAUCCAGAAAUGAAUCUGGUGAUAGUUUCACAUGGUCUCACACUGCGUGUGUUCCUAAUGAGGUGGUACAAGUGGACUGUGGAGCAAUUUGAGAGACUCAACAACUUGGGCAAUGGAAAAAUAAUUGUCAUGGGAAAAGGUUAUGGUGGAAGAUACAGUUUGUUGGUACAUCACACUAAAGAAGAGCUCAAAGAGUUUGGGUUGACAGAGGAAAUGCUGAUUGACCAGGAAUGGCAAAAAAUGGCAAAGAUUGGAGAACUGAACUAUGAUUGUCCAACAAUGAAGUCUUUUUUCCCCCAUUUUGAAGCCGAGGAAUGUGAAACCUUGUAUCACGGGGAGAUAUACUAGCUAUCAAAAUAUCAUCACAAACCAGAAGCGGGCAACUUGGCAUCCUAACUUCUGGACUAUAUCUUAGCAUAAGCUUAUUUUGUCAAGAAACUCUUCAGGAAUAUUGUGGCCAAUGCAGCGGGAAAAAAGUAUGACCAACUUUUCAUUUCAGCUUCCAUUUACAAUGGAAGACACUCAACAAUACACUUUCAUAAGGGAACAGAAGAUAAAUGUCUAUUCAACUAGCAAUGGGUGUCACAGGAUCUUCUCAACCUUCAAACUACAACUGCUGCUAUUGAGCUUCUGUACAAUAAAUAAGACACAAGCUUUUAGGCUUUAGAAUGACCAACAAAAUUUCUGGGUCAUAUCAGGUUCAAUCUUCAUCAUUGUCUCUCAUAUAUGCAAGAAAUAUCUAGAAAGUAAACAAAAUAGUCUAAUGAACCAGUUCGAGUAUCAUACCUGUUCUUAUUGGCUCUUUAUAUAUAACAGAAACCAAGUUCGAUGUUC